Molecule: messenger RNA, 7128 nt
Organism: Frankliniella occidentalis (western flower thrips)
Lineage: Eukaryota; Metazoa; Arthropoda; Insecta; Thysanoptera; Thripidae
Gene: DNApol-epsilon255
Product: DNA polymerase epsilon catalytic subunit 1
Exons: 19
Coding region: 147-7007 (2286 amino acids)
Biological process (GO): leading strand elongation; nucleotide-excision repair, DNA gap filling; base-excision repair, gap-filling
Cellular component (GO): nucleus; epsilon DNA polymerase complex
Molecular function (GO): DNA-directed DNA polymerase activity; single-stranded DNA 3'-5' DNA exonuclease activity; zinc ion binding
Source: RefSeq, a predicted model, not a curated record
AUCGGCUGCUCUAACCUUUGUCAACACAACACAGCUUCAGCGGAACAGUCCCAACACAAAUUCUACUUAUUGUAAUUGUGUGUUGCUAUUUCAAAGACAUGGUUAUUUUUUAAUCGAUUUAAUGACAUCAAAAUCCAUCAUUCAAAAUGGUCCUCCAAAAUAGUGGACGCUACAAAGCUGACAAAAAUGAGAAGUUUGAGAAGAACUCCGGCGGUGGCCCAAAAGAAGACAAUUCCGAGAGUAGACUUCGUCAAUCCUUAGAAAAUGAUGCCAUUGACACCAAAUAUGGAUUUAAGAGAGUGUCGGAUCAUCAAGAGAGGGCCGGUUUUCUUAUCAACAUGCAUACAACUGAAAUAUUGGAUGAAGAUAAGAAACUAAUUAGUGCAGUCGAUUACUACUUUAUCCAGGAAGAUGGAACUCGUUUCAAAGCAUCUUUGCCUUUCAAGCCCUACUUCUACAUUCUUGCUAGGAAGGAAAACAUCCAAGAAGUGUCAGCAUACAUAUCUAAAAAGUUUUCUGGAAAACUUGCCUCAUUGGAGAUAAUAUCAAAAGAAGAUCUAGACCUGCCAAACCAUCUGAUUGGCCUGAAGCAACGCUACAUCAAGCUAUCAUUUUUAACUGUUAAAGAUUUGAUGGAUGUUCGUAGCCCAAUAAUGUCUGCUGUCAAAAAGAAUAGGGAACGUGAAAAAAAUAACACUUACUAUUCUGAACUCCUCAGCAAAGCUCUAGCAAGUACAAGUGCUGGUGUCACCCAUAAACAGAAUGAUCACAUGGAAAACAUAUUAGAUAUCAGGGAGUAUGAUGUGCCAUACCACAUACGUGUCUCCAUUGACAACAAAAUAUUUUGUGGGUCUUGGUACUCUGUCUGUUCAAGAGGAACAGAAGCUCCUUUCAUCACUAAGAGAGAUGAUAUUAUUGAACGACCUGAUAUGAUUGUUUUAGCAUAUGAUAUAGAAACAACCAAACUACCUCUGAAGUUUCCAGAUGCUCAGUCAGAUCAAAUCAUGAUGAUCUCAUACAUGAUUGAUGGACAGGGUUACCUAAUUACAAAUAGAGAAAUUAUAUCUGCUGAUGUUGAAGAUUUUGAGUACACACCAAAGCCAGAGUUUGAGGGUUUUUUCACUAUUUUCAAUGAACCUGAUGAAAGAGCUCUCAUCCUUCGCUUCUUUGAGCAUAUAAUGGAUGUGAAGCCUCAUAUUUUUGUUAGCUACAACGGUGAUUUCUUUGAUUGGCCUUUUGUUGAAGCAAGAGCAGCUAUCCAUCAAUUAGAUAUGAAACAAGAAAUUGGCUUUUCUAAGAAUAAGGAAGGCACCUACUGUUGUAGAGCUGCAAUGCAUAUGGAUUGUCUUUGUUGGGUAAAACGAGAUUCCUAUCUCCCUGUUGGUUCUCAAAAUCUAAAGGCAGUAGCCAAGGCAAAACUUCGGUAUGAUCCGGUUGAACUUGAUCCGGAAGACAUGUGUGCACUGGCUGCUGAGCAACCACAGGUUAUGUCGAACUACUCAGUGUCUGAUGCUGUUGCGACUUAUUAUCUGUACAUGAAGUAUGUCCACCCUUUCAUUUUUGCCCUUUGCACCAUCAUUCCCUUAGAACCUGAUGAGGUCUUGAGGAAAGGAUCUGGAACUCUUUGUGAAGCCUUAUUGAUGGUGGAGGCAUUUCAUGCCAAUAUUAUUUUUCCUAAUAAACAAGAGUCUGAACUGAACAAACUGAGUGAAGAUGGGCAUGUCCUAGACCAAGAAACUUAUGUUGGUGGUCAUGUGGAAGCUUUAGAAUCAGGUGUUUUUCGAGCCGAUAUCCCUUGUCAAUUCCGUGUUGUUCCAAGUGCUUGUGAGAAACUCUUAGGUAAUGUAGAAGAUGCUCUGAGACAUGCUAUAGUGGAAGAAGAACAAAUCCCUAUAGAAAUGGUUACAAACUUUGAUGAAAUUGUUGAGGAUAUUAAAGCCAAGCUAAGAGACCUCAGGGAUACUCCAAUGCGCUUAGAAAACCCCAUUAUCUAUCAUUUGGAUGUUGGUGCAAUGUAUCCCAACAUUAUUCUAACAAACCGUCUCCAACCAUCAGCCAUGGUGGAUGAAGAAACCUGUGCUGCUUGUGACUUCAACCGUCCUGGUGCCAGAUGUCAGCGGAAAAUGGCAUGGAUGUGGCGUGGAGAAAUCAUGCCUGCAGGUCGCAAUGAAUUUCAGAGAAUCCAACAACAGCUGGAGACAGAGAAGUUUCCUUCCCAAUUUCCUGGUGGUCCCAACCGUGCAUUUCAUCAAUUGAACAAGGAAGAGCAAGCCACCUAUGAAAAGAAACGACUAUCUGAGUACUGCAGAAAAGCUUAUAAGAAAACCCACAUUACUCGUAUUGAAGAGAGAUAUACUACCAUCUGCCAGAAAGAAAACUCAUUCUACGUUGAUACAGUGCGGGCUUUUCGAGAUCGUAGAUAUGAAUACAAGGGACUAAAUAAAGUUGCAAAGAAGCAAGUAGCUGAUGCCAUUGCAAGUGGAGAUGCUGGUGAAAUUAAAUCUGCCAAAAAUAGGGAGGUUCUGUAUGACUCUUUGCAGCUUGCACACAAGUGUAUUCUCAAUUCCUUUUAUGGAUAUGUCAUGAGAAGAGGAGCCAGAUGGCAUAGUAUGGAAAUGGCAGGCAUUGUAUGUUUUACUGGAGCCAACAUUAUUACCAAGGCCAGAGAAAUCAUUGAACAGGUGGGUCGCCCUUUGGAACUUGACACUGAUGGUAUCUGGUGUAUUUUGCCGGCAUCAUUUCCUGAGAACUAUGUGGUGAAGAGCACCCACCCUAAGAAAUCAAAAGUUACAAUUUCCUACCCAAAUGCUAUUCUCAAUUAUAUGGUCAAAGAUCAUUUUACUAACGACCAAUACCAUGAACUAGUUGACCCUGAGAAAUUAGAAUACAAAGUGAGGAAUGAAAACUCUGUGUUCUUUGAAGUUGAUGGACCGUAUCAGGCUAUGGUGUUACCAGCAUCAAAAGAAGAAGGCAAAAAGCUGAAGAAAAGGUAUGCUGUAUUCAAUCUUGACGGCUCUUUGGCUGAACUUAAAGGAUUUGAAGUUAAAAGAAGAGGAGAGCUUCAACUUGUAAAAAUAUUUCAGUCAUCAGUUUUUGAUGCAUUUUUAAAAGGAGAAACAUUAGAGGAAUGUUAUGAUUCUGUUGCAAAAGUUGCUGAUUAUUGGCUGGAUGUUCUCUACAGCAAAGGUGUUAAUUUGCCGGACUCAGAACUUUUUGAUCUUAUAUCUGAAAACCGAUCAAUGUCAAAAAAACUGUCUGAAUAUGGUGGCCAAAAGUCAACUUCUAUAAGCACAGCCAAACGUCUAGCAGAGUUCCUUGGUGAUCAAAUGGUAAAAGAUGCAGGCUUAGCCUGCAAGUUCAUCAUAAGUAGAAAGCCAGAAGGUUCACCUGUUACAGAAAGAGCUAUACCUCUGGCAAUUUUUCAGUCUGAGCCAAGUGUCAAGCGGCACUUUUUAAGAAAGUGGCUCAAGGACACUUCCAUCACAGAUAUUGACAUUCGUCAAGUUUUGGACUGGAACUAUUAUAUUGAAAGACUGGGUGGUACCAUUCAAAAAAUUAUCACAAUACCAGCUGCUAUGCAAGGUGUGGCCAAUCCUGUGCCGCGUGUUAGACAUCCAGAUUGGUUACACAAAAAGAUGAUGGAGAAAAACGACACUCUGAAGCAGCGCAGAAUUACUGAACUCUUUUCAGUUAAACCAAAGGAAAAGUCACAAGAAGAACCUGAAGCUACAGGUGAUGAAGAAGAUGGUAUUGCCAGAUCAGAAGACUUGUUUGGUUCUGAAGUAAUUGACAUGGAAGACAUUGGGAAUGAUGGAACUAGCCCAGUUGGAGGCAGACCUAUUUGCAAUAAGAGGAAGAGACUGCAAACUCCACCUAACUCUAAUCAGGAUUCUUCACUAACUUCUCAAGAUUGGAGGGAGGCACUUGGUCCUCCGCCGUCAAUGGGAACCUCAAAAGAAGAAAGAAUGGCAUGGAUUCAGUACCAAAAGAAGAAAUGGGCUUUACAAGCUGAAGCACGAGCAGCCAGACGCAGUGUAGUUGAAAAACGUGCUCGCGUUGAUGAUGGAGAAGGAGUCGCUGUCGCACGCCCAGGUUUUGGACGAGGAUCAUCUACAACUUUAGGUGGGUUCUUACGAAGAACUCAACGCACUCUUCUGGAUACGCCAUGGCAAAUUGUACAGAUUGCUGAGACAAACCAACCAGGAAUCCUAAAACUUUGGGCCUUGGUAGGACAUGACCUUCAUCAAAUCAAGCUUAAGGUUCCUAGAAUUUUUUAUGUGAAUCAACGAUUGGCUAGGCCAGACCCUGAAAGUAAUGUUACCACACUUUGGAAGAAAUGUAACAGGGUUCUCCCCAGGUCAAGGCCAGUAUUUCAUCUAUAUGAAUAUUCUGUGCCAGAAGAAUUAUUUCGAGAGCACAGUCAAGAGUUAAUGGCAGACUUAUCAACUCCAGAUAUUGAGGGAAUUUAUGAGACUCAGAUGACUCUUGAGUUCCGGGCAUUGAUCAAACUUGGCUGUGUGUGUUCAGUUGAUAGAAGAGUUGCAAAAAGUAUGGCUCAUCUUGGUGUUCCGGAUACCUUCCACCUUGAUGAACUUCAAUUCCGGAGCAUAUCUCAGCAAUCAUAUCUUGAUUCAUCAGGAGGGGAAGCGCCCCUCAGACACUUGUACUUGUAUCAUCAUCAAAUUCCAAAUGGAACCAGAGCUAUGUUUGGAUUAUUCCUACCUCCAACCAAGAAAUCUUUGAUUAUUGUUCUUGAUACUGUCCGUACUAAUCAGAUGCCUAAUAUGAGUUCCUUAUAUAACACGGAGCGUAAUGCUAAAAUAGCACGUGGUCAUGAAGAGACCUCUUUACCACAAAAAGAAUUUAAUUUUGAAAUUCGUGUUGAAACUGACAUCAAACAAGUCUUUAGGCUUCUCCAAAAUGCUUUGCAAGCAUAUAGAGAUGAAAAGAAAGGACCAUCUCUUCUUGCUAUCCAAUCUAUCCAUGAUCUUCCCACAUUGAAUUCCUUAAUGCCAGGUCUUGGUGAAUUUCCUCAAAUGGCAAUUCAUGGUUUAGCAGAUGCAGAUAAUCUGUAUUCAACCUUAGAUUGGCAAAGAGUCGGAGCAAAGGCCAUUGUUCGCCACUACCUGAGUUGUGAAAAGGUGCUGACCAUUAGUACUGAACAGUGUAGAUAUUUCCAUGUUCCUCUUGGAAAUUUGCCAGCAGAUGCUACUCUUUUUGGCGCAGACUUAUUCUAUGCCAGGCAUCUCACAAAACAAAACUUUGUUUUGUGGUGCUCCAACUCAGACCGGCCAGAUCUAGGUGGAAGAGAAGCUGAUGAUAACAGGCUUCUCACUGAUUUUGAAGAAAGUUCAAAUGUUAUCUCUAAUGCACCUAAUGCGUAUUCAACAAUAUGUGUAGACCUAGAAAUAGACAGUCUUGCAGUGAAUACACUUCUACAGUCUCACCAUGUACAUGAUAUUGAAGGAACCACAGCUGGUGUUGCAUUUGAUGCAAUGCCACAAGCAUCACUGGAAGACAUGAUUUCUGGACAAACAGCUGUUUUACCCAGUUAUGAUGAAACUGCUUUAUGUAGUGCUGCAUUUAAAGUUUUGAGAUCCAUGGUUAAUGCAUGGCUGCGAGAUGUGACCAUGUACAAAAACGAAUUUGCUGACCUUCAAAUUGUGCAUUUUUAUCGUUGGAUAAGAUCCCCUAAUGCAUUGCUGUAUGAUCCAGCCCUACGACGUACUCUCCACAACCUAAUGAAGAAGCUAUUCAUGCAGCUGGUGGCAGAAUUCAAACGGCUUGGGUCUAUUAUUAUUUAUGCAAACUUUAACAAAGUGAUGUUGUGUACUAAGAAAAAGAAUGUUAAAGAUGCUUUAGGAUAUGUUGAAUACAUUGUGACCAGCAUCCACAACAAAGAACUUUUUCACAGCAUUCAAAUCACAUAUCAGCAGUGUUGGGAAUAUUUGUUGUGGCUUGAUCCUGCAAAUCAUGCUGGGGUGAGGGGUAAAUUACCGACAGAUCUGGAAAAUGGUGCUGAAGACAACAGCUUUGACGAAGAUGAAGAAAAAGACAACACUCCAGAGAUUGUGAUGAACUGGAAUCUAAUGGAGUAUCUUCCAGAAGAUGCUGCUUGUCAGGACAACUUCUCUGCAGUAAUUGCUGGCUACAUUAUGAAAGUAUUCUUGCAUCUGAAAGAAAAUAUUGUGCCAGAUGGGCAAACUCCAGUUCGUAAGAAGAGGGCAGGAUCACAAAGUCAAACUCAAAGCAAACCAUUGGGUUUAGGAGUCCAUGCUUCAACUGCGGAAUAUGCAAAAGACCUCAUCGCAAAUGAAUUAGCUCAAAAGCUGUUUUACAUAACAGAAAAAAUACACAAGAAACUCCCUAGUCAGCCCUAUGAUGAGACUUCCCUUUUCCCUCAAUUACCUGGUGCCCAUCUGAAAUUAAUCAACCCUGCUUUAGAAUUUGUGAAAGCAGUGUGUAAGGUUUUGUCUCUUGACACAUCAGUAUCAGAAGAAGUGGAUAUUCUUAGGAAAAACCUUCUCAGAUUAAUCAAAGUAGGAAAUUUCAGUGAUUUGGCAGAAUGGAAGGAUCCCUGUAUUUCCUUUGUACUACCAGAAGUCAUUUGCAAAGGUUGUAACCAUUGCCGUGAUGUUGAUUUAUGCAAAGAUAAUUACCGGGCUGAAGAAGAGGGAAGGCCUGUUUGGAAGUGUCCUAUGUGCAAUAAUAGCUAUGACAAUACUGAAAUAGAGCAUAUGCUCAUUGAUACUAUAAAUAGGAAAGUAAUGGCUUGCAUAUUGCAGGACUUGCAGUGUAAGAAGUGUCUUCAGAUUAAAAUGGAAAACAUGCCGGAAUACUGUAGCUGUGCUGGUGAAUUCUACACUCUUCUUUCCAAAUCAGACUUGGGUCUCCACCUUUCCACCUUCAGAAGCAUUGCUGAACACUUCAACAUGCCACUUCUUGUUGAAUCUGUUGAUUGGAUGUUGAAAAUGAAUCCUUCUCUGACAAGAAGCGAAUGUCAUUGAUUGACUUAUAUUAAUUUAUUUUAAUUGAGGGUGAACUUUUGUUUUUAUCUACUCAGAUCCAUACUGUGAUUUUGAAGUGCUGUAGUAUUUUUUUAAAUAAAAUAAAUGUCAAAUACUGUAA